Messenger RNA from Homalodisca vitripennis (glassy-winged sharpshooter), 3321 nucleotides. RefSeq lists its product as uncharacterized. The record is from RefSeq and is a predicted model, not a curated record. Bases 74 to 3208 code for a protein of 1044 amino acids. The transcript is spliced from 6 exons. NCBI's taxonomy places the organism in Eukaryota, Metazoa, Arthropoda, Insecta, Hemiptera, Cicadellidae.
UGGAACAGUGUUCCUGUACCUCUCUCUGAUAAAAUAACCAAUUUUGGUUGUGUUAUUCAUAUGAAAGUGAAAUAUGUCUGUUAAAAAUUUAUUAAUAAAAAGUAAGGUUGUUAUAUUUAUUAUUUUACUGUUUCUUUACAGAACUGGUGAAGCUCUUAUUGACAGACGAGUGGUUGGCAGAGCAACCUCAUAUAUCGAGAAGUUGGUGAAAGAAAGGGCCGCUGAAGAUGCUUUGAAAAAUCUAAGGAAGUAUUGCCCUUUUAUUGAGAUAAAAAAAGAUUACUCUGGAUUAGGUGGUGGUGUGCCACAGUUUAUAUCCAAAGGAUACAAGAGCAAAGAGAACAUCUAUAGGAUUGUAGAUCCCAGUGAAGCAAGCAAUGAAUUUGAGCUGAAAAAACUGUUCAGUCAUUUCUGGAACAGCUCCGUUGAAGAUUUGUUUUUUCUGGACAACUUUACUGUGUCAGAGAGACAUCUAGUUUUGCAGUUGAGUAAGGAGCAUGGUUUCUUGGCAAGACAUUUUGGCCACAACUCUAUUUGUAUAUACAAGAAAAAAACACCCCGAGAAAUUUAUAGCAAGUUGAUGGAUAGGAACAGCAAAGAAAAUGAGAAAUACAAAUUACACCUUCCAAAAGAAAAGCUGAAGUCUCCAGUAACUGGUGAAAGUCACACACAAGGUGAAGCUAACAGGAGAGACUUGCAAAGUCUGUUUGAUUUGAAACAAUCUGAUAAUGAAUUCUCUGGAGAAAAUUCAUCCACUCAACUAUCAUUAACACCUCAAUCACGAAUACCUCCAUUCAAACCUAAUAAAAAUAUGACUAUUAUCAAACAGAAUUCACCAUCUGAAAGAUUAGAGACUGUGCCAAGUACAUUUAGUGAAAGAGAACCAGUAAAUAGUGAAAUGGGAAACCCAAAUGAAAGAAUUGAAAUCUCCACCAAAGUAUCAAGAAAUGUUGAAGGAGAGUUAUGGCAGAGACGGAAGUAUAGUUAUCAAGACAAACGGACGUAUAGUGCAGCGGGUUUUGAUGAUGGUGCAGAAUGUUUACCACCCAAAUUAAGUCACAAAUCUAAAGAUGUCAGAGAUUCCAUGCAACUGAGAAAUCAGAUUAAAUUUGAGGGCGAACAAAGAUGGCAGGAAACAGAACUUAAUUUGUCCACACGUCUUGAUAACAGUUCAAGUUUUUCCAACUCAGGAACAAAAAAAGAAGACUCAAAUCUUGACAGCAAUACAUUAUAUAACAGUGAAGUAGAUGUUUGGAUGGAAACUGAAUCACCUAUGCCCUCUCUAUCGAGCAUUUCAACAGAAAGUCGAAAGAUUGCUCAACCAGUGAAUCCUGUUAAAGAGUUAUUUAAGAAUACUAACCCUGAACCACAAUUUAUUGAAAUGGGCAAGACUUCCAGAUAUCUAGAAGGAACCGAAGGAUGUCUCAACCAGAGUAUAGAAGAAGUAUCUGCAAAUAAUCGAAUUUCCAGUGACUUGGGUUCGACAGAAUCUAGUCAUCAGCAUACUAAUAACGUGCAAUCAUUCAACCAACAAUCUAAUUGUUCUAAUCAAGAUAAAGCAUUGGAUUUAAAUAGCAUAAUUCAACAGAUGGAAAAACAGUUAAAGGAAAGUAGCUCACAAUUUAAAAGCUCAAGCCAAUUUAAUAAGGUUGAAAAACAGUUUGGUAAAGAAGCACAAACUUUCUUAUCAGUGGAAAACAGGAUAGACAGAGAAUCAGCAGGGGUUAAUCGUUCUUCUAGAGAACCCAGUAGGACCCAGAACAAACCACACAACACAGAAAAUAUGUUGGAAAACCAACCACCAGUUUUAUCCCAUCCAUUUGUUAAUACUUCAAAUUUUAAAAAUACAAGUCGACAAGUGGAACAGCAACGGAAUAUCAGUAAGAAUAUGUUUACCGAAUCUGAUUCAAGCACAAUGGAAAACAGGAUAGUCAGAGAAUCGGCAGGGGUUAAUCGUCAAGAAAGUGACAAGUUUUGGAAUAGAAAUGUUAAAAGCUUUUACGAUCAAACGUUUAUGAGGAAUUCAGAAGACCAUAUUGUACAAAAAAGGAGAGAAUUUAAGCAAUUGUUUGAUUUGCCAGAAUCAGAGAAAGGAGAUGAGCUGAAAGAAUUUGAGAAAAAAAGUAGGCUUGACCAAGUAGAGGAUUCUUUUAAAGAAUCACAUUCGGUAAAAAAUGAGAAGCAAAAAUUGCUGCAAUUAAACAAUGAAAUGUAUUCUCCUUUUGAACAAACAAAUGUGUCUGCUGUAGAAGGACCUCCAUAUUUAAAUUCAAGAAUGAGAGAUCAGUCUUGUAUGUCAUCUUCAAGAGGGUUGGGAGAAGAACCAAACAACUAUACAGUUUAUGAAAACACAGGUUCAGGAGCACAUAAUAUGGAGCAGCAGAAUAUAGAGGAUCUACCUACUGAUAGUUCAAGGCAUGCACGAAUUCCCCCACCACCAUUACCACCACCACUAUUAUCAUCAUUGAACAAUGACUCUUAUCUUUUUGAAGAAUGUAGCCAAGAAAGAAGUUCAAGAUGGAACGAAAAAGAGAGAUCUUUAUACCAGAAGGUACAGUUUCAUAAUCCAUCACAUACAGAUAUUCUUCCUCCUCCACCAUCACCACCAUUCAAAGAUACUGAUUUUUGGAAAUCUGACCGACAAAGAGGAUCUGGAUAUGAACUAGAUGAGAGGUCCUCAUACCAACAACAGUUGAGUUUUCCUAGUCCAUCAGACAGAAAUACAAACUUUAGAAGUACAGUCCUUGAAGAAGAAAAGCAGGUGGAUAAAGAAGAUCAACAGAGAGAGAAGGGAUCUAAAUUCUCUAGCCUGUUUGACUUCAGCGAUACUUCCAGAGCUGAUGGUAAACAAUUGACUCCUGAAGCCAGUGGAAGAGAUAGGAACCAACCGUAUGAGAGAGGAAAUAGCAGUAGAAACUAUAGAGAAGUGAAAUCGGGAGCUUCAAACUUUUCCUCAAACAGAGAGCAUUCUCAACAGGAAACACAUCCAUAUUGGAGAAAAGAUAUUAAAGUUGCUUAUGAUCAAACGAAGUUGGAGCUUAACAGAAGAGGUCAAUCAAAUUUUUCCGAGCGUUUUGAUGUAGACAGAUCCCAAGAUACAUGGAAAUCACGCUAUCAAUCGAACCAUAGCAGAAGUCCUGAUAGAAGAGAAAAGAAAAGAGGUCAUAGUUUCAGCAAACUCAACAAAUAUGCAAAAUAUCCUAAAUAAUGUUUUAUAUAUUUUGCAGUCAUAGUAUUAUAUUGAUUACUGUUUUGGUAACUGUUUAUUUUAGUACAUAUAAUGUAGUAUAUAAAAUUGUAAUAAAUUUUGUCACUAUAGUA